AUAGAUGUGCGAGAUGUCGGAUGCGGCCGUGUUUUUCUUCGCAAACCCCAGCUUUGACUCGCUGCAAAGUGUAACCCUUGUUCACUACAAUGAUGACAUUUCUAUCGAGGAGUCUAGGCAAGCACACAUCUACAAGGCGAGGGAGCUCAUCUUCCGGGAGAGUCAUGUGAUUGCGACCCCCGUACUCCGGAUGCCGUACUCUGUGUUGGCCGUCAUGCAGACGAGCCUGCUGGACAGCGAACCAUUCGCGCAGCGCCUGGAGGCGAUGCAGCUGCGCGUGUGCUCCAGGCAGCGCGUGCUGCCGCACGAGUUCCAGUCGUGCCUGGCUUACACAAUGGUGGCGGUGCUGGCCCCGGCCUGGAACAAAGUGGGACAGUACCUCUGCCAAGGAAGAGACUUCUUAGUUGCCACCGGCGUUCUACCAGCAGUAGAGUGGAAGAUAUUAGCCACAGAGACGAAGACCGAGCUGACGGUGGCCGCUGGUGGUAUCCGGCUGCGACACAUGACGUUGGCCGACCUUCUGAGGGUGUCGCUAAUUGACCGCGCCACAUUGGAGCGGCUGUGCGUGGUGGAGGUACCGAUAGAGCCUCUGCAAUGCUACGUACUGCCAAGCAUGAAGACCGCAACUGCCAUAGCAACGUCCUUCAAAGUUUGCUCCGAUUGUCCGUACAGAAGCUUCCAGGAGUUGAAGAGGUUCUGGAAAAACACCUACGGCUACCGCAUCCCGGAGGAGACGGAGAGGACGAUGAUCUACGUGAAGGUGCGGUUCCGAGCGAGCAGCGACCGCUGCUACGUGUACCCGAUCCUGUGCGUGCGUCCCACGGAGCCGCAGCCCUUGGCGCGCGUCAACCCUGACCCCAUCAUAGGCGCCUUCCUGGAAUGCGUCCAGCUCAGGAUGAGCCAGGUGUGCGGACAGGGGUUCCCCUUGGUGUCGCGCGAUCCGGCCUUCCCCACCUCGGAGCUGCUCUGGACGGCCAAGGACGCCCAGACUGAAAUCGACAAAGUAAGCUGGACACCAAGACCAAGAUCUGCACAAGUGCCGUACAGGCCGAAAGUAUCCUUUGAAGCAAAGCCUGUGACAGUCUUCAUCGGCGACGUGGAAAUAGUGCCGGAGAGUGAUGAGGAGGUUGAGAAGACGGAACAGAACAAUUACUCUAGUUCGACCAAGAUAAAACCAUGUUUUGGACCAAAGCAAAGCGGCAUCCACGACAGUCGCAUCGAAGCUAGCGCCAGCGCACGACCACUAGAUGCGCCUGGUUGCAGCCGUGAGCGACUGGGCAACACAUUAGCGAGCCCUCAAGCGUACCAGCGAGCGACGGCAACCGCGUUCCCUGCUGUGGUAGAAUGGCUGAAUUCUUGCGAGUUUCCUGUGGUGCAGAAAGGAAAUAACGAAAUAACUGCGGUGAAAAAGGUGCCACAUGGUGAACCCAGGGCUCCCCGAGCUACCUGCACAGACACGACGAGCUGUAAGGCACAAACGGUGGCCUCUCCAGUUACCGCAAGGUCACAGCAGACUCUGCAAGGACAACAGCCAUGCAGCUCCACUGUUACUGUGCACAAGAGUCAUGGUUUUUCUGUAGGUGAAAGUCCUAAAGAAGCGGGAAGUAAACUCACAAACCAAGUGAAGAUCGCACAUCUACCCCAACAGGCUUCUACGCAACUCGGAGCAAGCAAAGGUGCGCCCACACUGAAUAUUUAUGAUUCCUCAAGCGACGGGACUACUAAAUACGCAAUGCCUGGACAUUCAGGCUACACAAAGGUCGCACAGCAACCGCAGAAAACGUCUGCGCAAAUUGGAGAAAAGUGGGACAGUUUAACUACUCCCGCACAGAACAUUAACGAUGUCUCACGCGGUAAAGCUCCUGGAAACGAAACAGGUGGAGUAACCAACCAAUUAGCAGCGCAACUAGCAGGGGGCACAUCCACGCAACAUGGAAGAAUGUGGGACGGCUCAACUGCUACCGCACAGAAUAUUCAUGGCCUUUCACAACGUACAACUUCUCUAUCCUCAGGCGGUAUGCUUCCAACACCAGCCAAAAUAGAUCAACCAGCACAGAAAUCAUUCUCCACUAUGCUCAAAGGUAUGUGGGACGGAGCUCUUUCUACGGCAAGGAACACGCCAACGUUCGACAACGAUGGGAGACGAUAUCAAAAUGCGCAGACCUCGAGGCACCCUCAGUUGCUUAAGCUCGGCCAACCAGCAGUACAGCCAGGUCCGCCUCCUGCAAUAAAACAGAGCACAGUGAGUCUGUCGCUGAACAAGACAAACGGCCAGCAAAGAAUCACUUUUGACCGACGCAAAGCAACAGAGCCACGUCCGUCUCCAGCAACCAAGCAGAGCACGGGCAGCUUGUCGAUUUACAAAACAAACGACCAACAAAGGAUCACUUUCAACAGCCACGAUCACUUUCAAGCAAUACCCCGUGCAGCCGCAAGUUCGACCAAAACUUCAACUUGCACAGGCGAGAAAGCUGGCCAAGAGGAAAAGACAAGUUUUUUGUGUGUUGCCAACACAGUUAACGCAGACGAGGAUCCCACAGCCCGAGAGGUUGCUUCGCAACCCUUGGAAUCAGCGCCAAAGGAAACAGAUGACCUCCCGACAUUCUAUAGUACACAGGUGGAGGGACGCAAAGCAUCCCGGAAAAAGGCAAGCACUCGUAAGUGUUGGACAAUUCCAGAAGUUGACAGCCUGCUCAGAGAUAAAAAGUUUGACAUGCUCAGCAAGGUAAACUCGACUGUGCUGCUUGCUUGGUUGUGCCACAACAACAUUCCUUGCAACAUCAAGACCAAGAAGAGUGAAAUCCUCUCCAAGGUAAUUCAGCACGCUGCAAAAGGGUGACAGCAGCAAGAUUACUGCAAGAAGCUUUUCUUCUCUCCUUGGGUUCUUUUAUUCGACAAAAUAAAGCAUGCCGCCACAGCAGUCUUUACCA
Messenger RNA from Dermacentor albipictus, 2930 nucleotides. RefSeq lists its product as uncharacterized. The record is from RefSeq and is a predicted model, not a curated record. NCBI's taxonomy places the organism in Eukaryota, Metazoa, Arthropoda, Arachnida, Ixodida, Ixodidae.